AUGGGUUCCGUGCGCAUAUUUGUGCUGUUCGCCUUCAUUCGAACACUUUCUCGAGUUAAUUCACAAGAUUGCUUUUCGGCGAAACUCGCUGAAACGGACACUCUCGGUCAGUUCGCCCCGCUCGCCUUUACCGAAAUGUUAUGAAUAUCUGAUAUCAGAUGCUUGCAGAAAUCGUUCAGAUCUACAAUAACGAAUUCGCUCUUGAAAAUGAUCACGUAUCCUACGAGAUCGCCCCGUCGGCGCCAUCAAAUUCGUUCGAUCAGGUGUCCGAUCCGAUCCGGUUCCUCACCAAUAACCAAUCUGCUUGCCCCGAAACUUGCCUGAUUACUCUCAAUCGGUACACUGAUACAUUUCAAGGUAACUAGAAGCAUAGAUAAGAAAGGGAAAUUAUAUUUUUAAGGAAACGAAUCCACAAUUCUCUUUUUCGACACGGAUCACGCCUUCUAUCUGCCCUCUCAUUACGUGUGAGUAAUCUAUCAUUCCCGAACCCUGAUUCUCAAGUUACCGCUUUGAAUUUGCAGAAAAGACAACAUCACCACUCUCGUUUGUGUCUCUACCAAUGGCUAUUGCGGGGCUACCGUACCGGUCUACCGAUACUACCGAAUCUCAAACGGCGGAGUCUGUGAGUCCGAUAAUCGCGAGUCCUUCGGCAUUUCCACUCGUUUCCAGUCCACGCCUACUCUUUCGAACAGGACAUCGUUUACGACGGCUACAACCAGGAGUUCAUGCCAAUCUGCUACGCGUGGCCGAUGGCCAGUGGAACCGGUAACCGCAAGGGACAGAGUGUGACGUAUGAUGUGUUUCAGUGGCCAGUCGUCCCACUUGCGGCACUCUCAACUUUGACACUCCUCUCUCGGCACUCGCCGAUUUAAAUGUGUACGAUAAUUACAAAGAUGGUAUCGAGCGAGAUCACUACUACACGACACUCCCUCUCACGGAUCCGUCCAUUGCCUCAGCCGGGUACAACCAGUCAGGCGUGCUCGGGAAGGUGCUCACUUCGCCGAAAAGCACGGCUUGCAGCUGUCUCGUAAAGCUUCAGCAAGUAUUUGAUAAUCAAACUGGCUACUUUCGUGAGUCAUCUAAAUGCGCACCUGCUUGCUUGCCGACUUUCAGUCUUUCACCCUUCAGAUCGCCGCGACCAUAAACUGAUUGUGACCGGGCAAGAACCGAACAGACCGUACGAGGAAUACGUGGACACGGGGGAAGCCGUGUACUGUGCGAAGAGACUCGGAGAUUGUGGUGCUUCGGUGCCCCUCUGGAAACAUUUUCAGUUUUACGAUAUUGGUGAGCACACGGCAAGAAAAUAGGACCCUGUUCGGAAUUGGCCUUGCAGAUUCUGUGUACACUACGGAUUCUGCACCACUUCCAAUGACUUAUCUGUACCCGCAGGUCCCUCUCUGCUACAUCUGGCCGUCAAACUACUCUCCGAACGUUUCGAACAUUCCCGCGGCACCUCCCACUGCCUUCCCUUCUGUGUUCGCGACAACACUGGCAACUGCGGGAACCGCAACGACAUCAUCAGUCAGUCCAGUUGUAAACUUGAAUCCGACGAUCGGGACCACUCAGUCUACGAUCAGUGGAACCGCUGGAGGUUCCACACCACUUGGAACAACACGGUUGGCAGACGUGGGAGCGAUUACUCCAAUGCUCAUGAGUGCCCUUUCAACUGCUGUCACUGCAGCUAGUAGGUCACCCACAACUAGUGGUUCGGGAAGCUCUUCUAGCCCAUGGGGAACUCCUACUCCGACCCCUGUCAGUGUAUGGGGCACCACUGGAACCACCUCUUCUGGAACGAACAGUCUGCCGACAAUAAGCGUCUGGGGUACGACAGCGGCGGCAUCAAUGUCUCCAACUGUCAGUGUCUGGGGAACAUCAACUCCGGCCCCGUUGGCUACCACUGGGACUUCUGCUCAGACACCUGCCAGUCCGGCGACCGGUUCUACGACUACAGAAAAAACCUCCUCCCUCCCAUCAACUACAAUCCAUCUCUCUGAUUCGGGAGCAGCUACACCAGGUCUCAUUGUCGCCGUCAAGCCGUUACCUGUCACUGAAGAUCCACUUGUGACGGAUGCAGCCAUCGCCACAUCUGCGGAAGCCAAUGAAGGAACAGAAAGUCCGAUGGGCGAAAUGAGUCCGAGUGGUCCGGAGACGUUUACUCUUUCCGAUUUCUGGUAUCUGACGGCCACCACCGCCAAAAGUCCCUUGGUCGUUGCUAGCUCGCCAGAUAGUUUCACACUCGGAACCACUCCGACUACAUCACCAGAAUCAGCCGCCACUUCCGCAGGAACCGUCCCGCCAACUCAUGCAAUGAUCACUGGACCACUCUUGGGAUUUCUUAACCUGCCAACAGUGACCAUGGCCCCUCCACCGCCUCCUGUCUCUUCCUCGGUAGUACCCUCUUCCUCGGCGACUUCACAAGUGUCUCAUACCUCGGAAGCUUCUGUCUCCACCAGUUCGACUGCAUCUUCUGUCUCCAUUUCUCUCACUUCUACGGUCCCUCAACACGUCGCCGCCGUUCCGUCCUAUUCCAUCGUCGGAGGUCCUCUCAGUUCAUACACAAACCCGCCGGUUAUUGAAGCUCUGAUCGUCACUUCCAACUCAUCAGCACCUGUUUCUACUCAAACACAGUCUUCCCAACCGGCGAUACGUGAUGUCGUCUAUCCGUCAUCAACAACAACAGAUGUCAUCAACAACAACUUCGGCGGAAGUGAUCAGUCCUCUGUCAGCUCGAGCUCAACAGCAUCUUCUGAGGGCGUGACCACUACGACCGCUCGGCCACUGGGUGGACUCGUUGGAAGUGUGAUCAACUCAACCGGGGACUUUUUCAACGACACAAAGGCUUUCCUGGGAAACAGUAUCGAGGGUUGGAAUGAAAAUAAAUAAUGGAAGUCAUUGCAGGUGUCUCCGAUGCGAACUCUUCCAGUCCGGUGGCCACAUUCAUCAUCAGCACUGGCAGUUUUAUCGAUGAGACCCUCAAUUCCAACACAUCGUUCAUAAACAAUACCAAGAAUUGGAUAGACGACAAAUGGGACAGGUGCGAAUGAAAAGAGUGAAAGAGAAGAAGGACGGAAUGAGUCAUUUCAGCACUGGAGAAUUCCUCUCGAACGCCUGGAAUUCGUUGUCUCCGUCGGGAAAUGAGACCUCUGGAACCUUCCUGAACAGCACGAAAACGUGGAUCGGAGACGCUGUCAACAGGUUUGCUGGACUCUGCACAAAUUGAAGAACUCAAAUGAUUCCAGCACGGGCGAAUUCCUUACCAAUGCUUGGAAUGGAACACAAAUAGAAUCAGGAAACUUUGUGAACACUUCUAAAACAUGGAUAAACGAAAAAUUGAAUGGAACCGCGGUGGGCUCUUUUCUCAACUCCACGGGUGGCGCCAUUGCUGGAAAUGUGACUUCGGCCGUCGGAGGACUGAUCGUAGACGCCAAGGAAUUGAUCGGAGGAGAGUCCAACGCCACUUCCUACGCAGCGGCUCCCCUCUCGAACGCCGUCGGAAGUGUGGCCAGUGCCAUUCUGGCCCCGGUGAACACUUCCACUGCGGACCCUCCGAAUGUGAAAACUGUAUGGAACGGCGGGGUGGUCAGUGGGCCGCUGAAUGGAUGA
Molecule: messenger RNA, 3603 nt
Organism: Caenorhabditis sp. 36 PRJEB53466
Lineage: Eukaryota; Metazoa; Nematoda; Chromadorea; Rhabditida; Rhabditidae
Source: the annotation of a GenBank genome assembly